AGUUUGUCAAAGAAGUCGAUACAAGAAACACACGAGGAUUGGAAUUAGUAGUGAAAAGUGAUAAUAUUGCGGUGAACUAGAAUUAAAUAAAAUAUAAGUGUGUCGACUAACGCCCAAAAUGAGGUUAUAUUUGGGUUUCGGAGUGCUGCUUCUAUUAGCUGCCGUUUUGGGAGCGAAAGAAGAGAAAAAGGAUAAAGAAGAUGUUGGAACAGUUAUCGGAAUUGAUUUGGGAACAACAUAUUCAUGUGUGGGUGUAUACAAAAAUGGUAGAGUAGAAAUUAUCGCCAAUGACCAAGGUAACCGUAUCACUCCCUCUUAUGUUGCCUUCACUGCCGAUGGUGAGCGUCUUAUUGGAGAUGCUGCCAAGAAUCAACUUACAACAAACCCUGAAAACACUGUUUUUGAUGCCAAGCGUCUCAUUGGUCGUGACUUCACAGACUCUACAGUUCAACAUGACUUGAAGCUAUUCCCCUUCAAAGUCAUUGAAAAGAACCAGAAGCCACAUAUUCAAGUAGAAACCAGCCAGGGAACUAAGGUAUUUGCCCCUGAAGAAAUUUCAGCUAUGGUUUUGGGAAAAAUGAAAGAAACAGCAGAAGCGUACUUAGGCAAAAAGGUUACCCAUGCUGUUGUAACAGUUCCUGCUUAUUUCAAUGAUGCCCAACGUCAAGCCACCAAAGAUGCUGGUACCAUUGCUGGUCUUAAUGUCAUGAGAAUCAUCAAUGAACCUACUGCAGCUGCUAUUGCCUAUGGUCUUGAUAAAAAGGAAGGAGAAAAGAAUGUAUUAGUCUUUGAUUUGGGUGGUGGUACUUUUGAUGUUUCUCUUUUAACUAUUGACAAUGGAGUAUUCGAAGUAGUUGCUACCAAUGGAGACACUCACUUGGGUGGUGAAGAUUUUGAUCAAAGAGUUAUGGAUCAUUUCAUCAAGUUGUACAAGAAGAAGAAGGGUAAGGAUAUCAGAAAAGACAACAGAGCAGUCCAAAAAUUGAGAAGAGAAGUUGAAAAGGCCAAGAGAGCUUUGUCUUCCAGUCACCAAGUCAGGAUUGAAAUUGAAUCCUUCUUUGAAGGUGAUGAUUUCUCUGAAACUCUCACCAGAGCCAAAUUUGAAGAAUUAAAUAUGGAUCUUUUCCGCUCUACCAUGAAACCAGUACAAAAAGUAUUGGAAGAUGCUGACAUGAACAAGAAGGAUGUAGAUGAAAUUGUACUUGUAGGAGGUUCAACUCGUAUUCCCAAAGUACAACAAUUGGUGAAAGAAUUCUUUGGAGGCAAAGAACCUUCAAGAGGUAUCAACCCUGAUGAAGCUGUUGCUUAUGGUGCUGCUGUUCAAGCUGGUGUCCUCUCUGGAGAACAAGAUACUGAUGCCAUUGUACUAUUGGAUGUCAAUCCUUUGACCAUGGGAAUUGAAACUGUAGGAGGUGUCAUGACCAAGUUGAUCCCAAGAAACACUGUCAUUCCCACAAAGAAAUCUCAAAUAUUCUCUACUGCAUCUGACAACCAACACACUGUCACCAUCCAAGUAUAUGAAGGAGAACGUCCCAUGACCAAGGACAAUCACUUGUUAGGUAAAUUUGAUUUGACUGGUAUCCCACCAGCACCUAGAGGAGUACCACAGAUUGAAGUUACUUUCGAAAUUGAUGCCAAUGGUAUCUUACAAGUAUCUGCUGAAGAUAAAGGUAAGUUCUUGUUGAUUUUAUAUAGUUUUUUAAAGUGUGCUAAUAAAAACUGUGGGAUUAUUAAGAUAAGCAACCUAACUAAAUUGUUGUUAACCAGCUUUCUGGAAAUAAAAAUUGUACAAAAAAGUACUUGAGAUUAAUGGAAAUUAGAAAACAGACUAAAAUUAUUUUGAAAGCACAAGUGGAAAAAAUAACUUCAUAGUUCAAAUUAUUAUAUAUAUUGGACAUUUAUCAAGUUUAUAUAUUUUUUUAGGAACUGGAAACAGGGAAAAGAUUGUUAUCACAAAUGAUCAGAACAGAUUGACUCCUGAAGACAUUGACCGUAUGAUUCAUGAUGCUGAGAAAUUUGCUGAUGAAGACAAGAAACUUAAAGAAAGGGUAGAAGCUAGAAAUGAAUUGGAAAGCUAUGCUUAUUCGCUCAAGAACCAAAUUAAUGACAAAGACAAGUUGGGAGCUAAGUUAUCAGAUGAUGAAAAGACCAAAAUGGAAGAAGCUAUCGAUGAGAAGAUCAAAUGGUUAGAAGACAAUCAAGAUACAGAUUCAGAAGACUACAAGAAACAGAAGAAGGAAUUGGAAGAUGUUGUGCAGCCCAUCAUCGCUAAAUUGUACCAGAGCACAGGUGGUGCCCCACCUCCACCCACCAGCGAGGAUGAUGAUGAACUUAAAGAUGAAUUGUGAGGUGAAUUGUAGGCCAAAAAGACUGAAAAAACUUGUGUGGAUGCGUGAGAAUGCGGACGAUCGUGUGUUAUUUAAUUUCCGUGACUGUUAUUCCUCUUUUUGUAAUAGACUUUUUUGUAAAUUUUCCGGUUCACUCAUUGAAUGGGUGAAUUUAUUUAUUUAUUAUUUUGUGUGUUAGGUACAGGCGUAUGAUUGUGAUAUAUAUUUUUUGUAUUAAGUAGUAAAUGCAUUGUUUUUGUAUAUUGUACACCUGUAUUUGACUAUUCUCAAUUUUCCUGUAAUUUUUCAAUAAAAUUACUUG
This is a messenger RNA of Diabrotica balteata, 2649 nucleotides long. The record is from the annotation of a GenBank genome assembly. Lineage: Eukaryota; Metazoa; Arthropoda; Insecta; Coleoptera; Chrysomelidae.